Molecule: messenger RNA, 790 nt
Organism: Paralichthys olivaceus (Japanese flounder)
Lineage: Eukaryota; Metazoa; Chordata; Actinopteri; Pleuronectiformes; Paralichthyidae
Source: RefSeq, a predicted model, not a curated record
AUGGGUGCAGUGGUGGGCACUUUGACCAUGCAAACCAAGCAGAGGACAUCGUCCAGAGAUGUCGCUAACAGUCGAAAACACCUUGGCUCUGGCGUUGCUUGGGGCGGACCUUCACGGCGCACACCAGAUGAGCUCGCUGAAUCCAAUCUGUUCCAGGAGCAGUUGGGCCCGCGGCGCUGGUGUUUAGUCAUCGACAGUGAAUGUCCGAGCGGAGUGGUGAAUGAGGAGACAUUUAAACACAUCUAUGCACAGUUCUUCCCUCAUGGAGACGCGAGCAUGUACGCACAUUAUCUUUUCAAUGCAUUCGACACUACAAACAAUGGCUCCAUUAAAUUUAAGGACUUUGUGAUGGGCUUGUCUAUACUGCUGCGGGGGACUCUGAGGGAAAAGCUGGAGUGGACGUUUCACCUGUAUGACAUUAACAGAGAUGGAUACAUAAACAGAGAGGAGAUGACUGAGAUUGUGCGGGCCAUUUAUAACAUGAUGGGAAAGUACACCUACCCUGCACUCAAAGGAGAUGUCCCACAGCAGCAUGUGGACGCCUUCUUUCAGAAAAUGGACAAAAACAAAGAUGGAGUGGUGACUUUAGAGGAGUUUGUUGUAGCCUGUCAGGAGGAUGAGACCAUGAUGAGAUCCAUGCAGCUGUUUGAGAAUGUGAUGUAAGCAGAGACAAUGGGAGACGUGGCCAACGAGAGGGCUUGGUGUGAGUGCGUGUGUGUGGAUGCAUAUGUGCAAUACAUCCAGUCUCUCCUCCUCACCCCCCAUCUCAUCCAGCUGUGGUCUGGAUACA